AUGAUCAAGGCGAUCCUCAUCUUUAACAACCACGGGAAGCCCCGGCUCUCCAAGUUCUACCAGCCCUACAGUGAAGAUACACAACAGCAAGUCAUCAGGGAGACAUUCCAUUUGGUAUCUAAGAGAGAUGAAAAUGUUUGUAAUUUCCUAGCAGGAGGAUUAUUAAUUGGAGGAUCUGACAACAAACUGAUUUAUAGACAUUAUGCAACAUUAUAUUUUGUCUUCUGUGUGGAUUCUUCAGAAAGUGAACUUGGCAUUUUAGAUCUAGUUCAAGUUCCCAAUAUUCUUGCAGAAAUGGUGAUGGGGGGAAUGGUAUUGGAGACCAGCAUGAAUGAAAUUGUUACACAAAUUGAUGCACAAAAUAAACUGGAGAAAUCUGAGGCUGGCUUAGCAGGAGCUCCAGCCCAUGCUGUAUCAGCUGUAAAGAAUAUGAAUCUUCCUGAGAUCCCAAGAAAUAUUAACAUUGGUGACAUCAGUAUAAAAGUGCCAAACCUGCCCUCUUUUAAAUAAAAAAUUUAAAAGGCC
Molecule: messenger RNA, 525 nt
Organism: Balaenoptera ricei (Rice's whale)
Lineage: Eukaryota; Metazoa; Chordata; Mammalia; Artiodactyla; Balaenopteridae
Product: AP-3 complex subunit sigma-1-like
Exons: 2
Coding region: 1-510 (169 amino acids)
Biological process (GO): Golgi to vacuole transport; intracellular protein transport
Cellular component (GO): intracellular membrane-bounded organelle; membrane coat; AP-3 adaptor complex
Source: RefSeq, a predicted model, not a curated record